CAACAUUUAACUUGUCGACGUGGGCAAGGGUGCUUGCCUCGCUUCAUGCAAACAAAUGUUGAUGGGUGUAGUGCACGAUGGAAUGAGCAUCGUGUCAUGUUUUGGAUUUAAUAGAUACAUGUACACAUAUAUGACUUGAAAUAUGUGGCUUAAACCUGAAGAGGUACUGCUGAAAAAUGCAUUCAAGCUAUGGGUGACGGAAAAGAGCAAUGAUUAUUUCGUUUUACAGAGGAGACGAGGAUAUGGAGAAGGUGGGGGCGGGUUGACAGGCCUUCUGGUAGGAACCUUGGACACAGUGUUGGACUCCACGUCCAAGGUUGCCCCCUUCCGCAUCUUGCACCAGACACCAGACUCACAAGUCUACUGGUCUGUAGCAUGUGGUGCCACCAAAGAGGAGAUCAGUCGCCACUGGGAGUGGCUGCAGCAGAACAUCAUGAGGACCCUGUCUGUGUUCGACUCCAGCGAUGACAUCACUAGCUUUGUCCAAGGAAAAAUAAGAGGCCUGAUUGCGGAGGAGGGGAAAGUGUCUCAUGUGCAGGAGGAUGACCCGGAGAAGUUCCGCGAGGCGCUGCUGAGGUUUGAGAAGUGGUUUGAGCUGCCUCAGAAGGAGAAGCUGGUGACCUACUACUCCUGCAGCUACUGGAAGGGCCGAGUGCCCUGCCAGGGCUGGCUGUACCUCAGCACCAACUUCCUGAGUUUCUACUCCUACCUCCUGGGAGCAGAGGUGAAGCUGGUGAUCUCCUGGGACGAGGUGUGGAGGCUGGAGAAGACGUCCAACGUGAUCCUCACGGAGAGCAUCCAUGUGCUGGCCCACGGAGACCAUCACUACUUCUCCAUGUUCAUGCACCUCAGCGAGACCUUCCUCAUCAUGGAGCAGCUGGCUGACUACUCCAUCAAACGCCUGUUUGAUAAGGAGACCUUUCAGGGAGAGCCUGCCCUGUGUGACCCUUUGCAAAUCACCAAGAGAGGCCUGGAAACUCAUGCCAGGAACGAGCAGUUCAGGGCGUUCUUCCGGCUACCCAGGGAGGAGAACCUGCUGGAGGUGUAUGAGAGUUUCCUGUGGGUGCCCUUCAGCCACUUCAAUACUCUUGGCAAGAUCUGUUUGUCUGAGGGCUACCUGUGCUUUGCCAGCCAAGAUGGCAGCCAGUGCCAUGUUAUUGUCCCCAUCCGAGAGGUGAUUGGUGUGGAGAACCCAGACAGGAGCAGCAGAGCGUUGACGGUGUGUGUGCGAGGCAAGAAGGCUCUUCGCUUCUCAGAGGUCCGGGACUACGAACGGCUCGCCAGCGCGAUCCGCAGGAGGUGUGGGAUGACAGGCAGCCCUCUGCACUCCACCCCACCUGAGGUCACACGAGGGGAAUGUCAGUCACUGAUCAACCACUUUGAGGACAACCCAGAGGACGUGACUCUGAUGGUGGGGCAGAAGGACACCAGCAAAGCCGUGAGCACCGAAGCUCUCAUGACCGUGUUCCACCCACAAGACACCGAGAACCUCGACCCCAAAAUGCUGAAGGAGAAGAUGAAGGAGCAGUCGUGGAACAUCCACUUCUCAGAGUACGGCCGCGGCACCAGCAUGUUCUGCACCAAGAAGACCCGCGACCUGAUAGUUCGUGGAGUUCCUGAGUCCUUAAGAGGAGAACUGUGGAUGCUGUUUUCAGGUGCAGUGAACGACAUGGCCACUCACCCUGGCUACUACACCCAGCUGGUGGAGCAGUCGCUGGGAACGAGCACCCUGGCCACCGACGAGAUAGAGCGGGACCUCCACCGCUCGCUUCCGGAGCACCCUGCCUUCCAGAGCGAGACGGGGAUCUCCGCCCUGCGACGCGUCCUCACCGCCUACGCUUACAGGAACCCCAAGAUCGGCUACUGCCAGGCCAUGAACAUCCUGACGUCGGUCCUCCUCCUUUACGCCAAAGAGGAGGAGGCCUUCUGGCUGCUGGUGGCCGUGUGUGAGAGGAUGCUGCCUGACUACUUCAACCGCAGGAUAAUUGGAGCUCUGGUGGACCAGGCGGUGUUUGAGGAGCUCAUCAGGGAGCAGCAGUCUCAGCUGACGGAGCACAUGACAGACCUCAGCUUCUUCUCCUCCGUGUCCCUGUCCUGGUUCCUCACUCUGUUCAUCAGCGUCCUGCCCAUCGAGAGCGCCGUCAACGUGGUGGACUGCUUCUUCUACGACGGCAUCAAAGCCAUCCUGCAGCUGGGUCUGGCUGUCCUCAACUGCAACAUGGAGGCUCUUAUUAGCUGCCAUGACGACGCAGAGGCAGUCACCAUCCUCAACAAGUUUUUCGACAGCGUGACAAACAAGGACAGCCCCUUGCCCCCCACCGUGCAACAGGCGUCGCUCGGCAACAACGACAAGUCCUCCCACUCCAGGAUGGACAUCAGUGACCUCAUCAAAGACGCCUAUGAGAAAUUCGGAGACAUUCGAUCAGAGGAAGUGGAGAGCAUGCGUAAACGAAACAAACUCUAUGUCAUCCAAACCUUGGAAGAUACGACAAAGCAAAACGUUCUUCGGGUCGUGUCUCAGGAGGUGAAGCUCAGUGCUCCUCAGCUGGAUGAUCUGUAUGCACUGUUCAAGAGGCAACAUUUCCUCAGUUGCUACUGGACGAUGAACAGCCCAGCCCUGCUCCACCACGACCCCAGCCUGGCCUACCUGGAGCAGUACCAGCUUGGCCUCCAGCAGUUCCGCCUGCUCUUCUCCCUCCUGGAGCCCUGGUCCCUCAGCAGUAGCACAGACACGCUGGCCCUCUGGGCCUUCCGCCUCAUAGACGAGAACCAGGACGGCCUUGUCAACUUUAAGGAGUUCUGCUUGGCCCUGGACAUCCUGUACAGUGGCUCUUUCACCAAUAAACUGAAGUUCCUGUUUAAGCUUCAUCUGCCUCCAGCUUUCACAGGCAGUCCUUUCCACUCAAAGGGUCAACAGUUUCCUCACUUUGUUCCAGUGACUGAAGACAUCUCUCAUCUCAGUAGACUGACUGUGUCAGAUCUUCCAGAGGAUGGUGUAAUACGAAAGAGCCCAGAAAGAGGCAGAGGAAAGGUAGAUCUACAAGCCUACCUGAAGCAAUGGCAAGAUGAGAUCCUUAAGAAAGAGGAGAGCAUUAAGGAUCUUCCCAGAAUCAACCAGGCUCAGUUCAUCCAGUUCUCCAAGACCAUGUACAGUCUGUUCCACGGCGACCCAGAGGAGGAGCCUCUGUACCGGGCAGUGGCCAGAGUGACCAGCCUGCUGCUGAGGAUGGAGGAGGCGGGACGCCGGCUGCAGGAGACCAGCAGCCCUCGGGAAACUCCCAGCCCUCUGGAGACCCCUAGCCUCCCUCCAGCUCCUGCGGAGGGGGAGAGCUCCCCUCCUGUGGAGAGCUCCCAGCCCCCCAGCCCCCCUCAGGCCUCCCCUCCCGUGGAUAGCUCCCAGCCCCCCAGCCCCCCUGGCUCCCUGGUGGAUACGGCUGCCAGCCCUCAGGAGAUGGAGUGGUCCUUUUCCUUCGAGCAGGUGCUUGCGUCCCUCCUUAACGAGCCUGUUGUCGUGCGCUUCUUUGAAAAGCCUGUGGACAUUCAAGCUCGCCUGGACAAUGCCAAGACCGCCCAGGUGAAGGCCAAAGCAAACAAGUAGAACGACACGUUACGGGUCGAGACGACUUUUCAAAGCCAUCAAGUCAUCGUGACUCUGCCUCACUGCUGUCCUCUUUUUGUGUCAUUGCUUGGUCUGGUAGCACAGACAGGGUGAGUCAACACCAUGGACAUAAAGUACACUUUGCAGAGAAAGCAGUGACGUCCUAUGAAGUCAGUCUGUUCUGUAGUGUUGUACUGUACGUCCUAUCUUAGACUCGUAAUUUGCACACCAGCGAAACUCAUCUGGCAUUUUGCUUUUACUGUAUGUAACAGUGAUUUUUCCUCAUGCAGCCUUAAGUCAUAUUAUUUUUUCAGAAACACCAGCUUUUCAAAGUGAUGUUGGCAGGAAUGAUGUGGAAUGACAAAGCGCUCCAGUGGAGUCAGAAGUAGCCAUAGUAUCCAGUCCCAGUCACACCUUAUACCAUACAGUGGCUAAAGCCAGAGGACGUGCAGUUGACUGAGUAAAAAACUAUUUAACUUCUACUUUAAACCAAAAAAGAGAAGAUUGGAUUUUCUUGGUUUGAGUUCAGUUUAUUUGUUUUGUGACACAAUGAAGGUACAUAAUCAGGUUCAGGUUGGUUAUUGUUUGUGGAGAUUCUUCUUCAUGCAAGUGAAAACACAAAGGGAACAUAGAAAGAGUUCCUAGCUAAUUAUACAUUUAGUUGACUUCCCUAAAACAUUUCUUACAUACUGAAAUGCAAUGGUUUUGUUAAGAAUAUCAUGACUGAAAUAACAAAAGCCUUUUGUCGUUGCCAAGUUUAAGGCCUUUCAGGGCAAAAGAAACUAGCUAAAUGUAAAGGUAGUUGGUAGCAGAUGAAUCAGGUUCAAACUCCAGAACUGGUGAACUGAGUAUUUUAAUGUAAAUCAACAAAUCAAACAUAUGCAGAACAGAGAGACUUUGACAUGUAUUUGCUUCACCAACACUUUAAAUGUAACUUGGUAUUUGCUCAAAUAGACAAAGAAAAAAUAUGUAGCACCUUAAACUCUGGUCUUUCUUUAGGCACUGCUUAGUGAGUACAAUAUUUCUACUGAAAGUAAUGUUACAAUCUGAAAGGGACGUGUUUAUUCUAGUAAUUAGGUUCAAAAGUAGAAGAAAGUAAUGAGAUAUUUAAGAUUAGGUUAUCCUUUGUUAGAUAUUCUAUAAUUUCAUUCAGUUAUAAAGGGAAUACUGUGUAUCAUGUAAUUCAUGAUAACUAUCAUCAAGGUAUAUAAAUAAUUGUGGUAUAUUUUGAUAUUUGAAUUCUUGAGACUGCAAGUUAAAUACGUUGAUAGUUUCUAACUUAUACAUUCCCUUUAUUAUUUUAUUUGAUGUUUUUUGAAUUGCAGUUAAGCAUGAAGUGGGUGCAUGGGCAUGGAUACAUGAUGGAAACAGAACUCAAAUGCAAUGGAUAAUUUGUUCUGUUCGACGUACUGUUCUGUACAAAAUCGUCCUUUUUUUGUUUUUUCAAUUUACGUAAUUCAAAGAUGUGUAUGUAGGAUGGAUAUGUCUAUUUUACACGACCAGUGAUAAAUGUUUAUUUUCAAAGCCUGCGUCAAAGGCAAGAGAUGUGGUAUGUGCAGUUGUAUAUGGUCUGUAUUUUCCUUGUUUGAAUGGCCUGACUUGGUGCCAACUGUGUAAAAUCUAACUGCAGUUUGAUACAGUAGUCUCAAGUUCAUAAAGCCCUUAUCACACA
Molecule: messenger RNA, 5270 nt
Organism: Hypomesus transpacificus
Lineage: Eukaryota; Metazoa; Chordata; Actinopteri; Osmeriformes; Osmeridae
Gene: tbc1d8b
Product: TBC1 domain family member 8B
Exons: 21
Coding region: 143-3598 (1151 amino acids)
Molecular function (GO): calcium ion binding
Source: RefSeq, a predicted model, not a curated record